AAGAUCAGUCAGUCAGUCACCAAAAUAUACCCACUCGACUCGACUUGAUAAUCAACUAUUUGACUAAAUAUAAAUUGGAAUAUUCAAUAUAAGUUGUAGUUUUUAAACAAUCACUACUAUAUUUGUAUUGGAAGAAACAACUUCAGAGUUUAUUUAUUCGCUACUGGCACAAUUGCCCACAAAAUGAAAGUUGUGGUUAAGAAGUUGCAAGGGGGAGAAUGCAGUCUAGAUGUACAACCUACGACAGUAAUACUUGAAAUGAAAAAGGAGAUAGCUAUUAAAUUGGGCAUACCUAUCCAAGAACAAAAACUGUUACUUUUAGGAAGAACAUUAGCUGACGAACAGUCAGUACAAUCAUAUCCAUCGAUAAAAGAUGGCACAAAACUUAACUUGGUUGUGAAGAAACCAGAUGGACUAUUGGAAGUUUCUCAAAAACAUUUUAAGAAAGCUGGUAUGUCUGAUGCUGAGGCCACAAGUGCAGCUCAAAGGCUAAUAAAAGUAGUUGAAGAAAAGUUCAAUAAACUAUCAUGGGAUGACAUCGACAGACUUGCUCAAGACUGCAUUGUGACUGAAGGUGGCGCCAUGGAUAGUGAAAUAGUUCAAGAAGUUUAUAGACUAAUAUGAACCUGAAGCCGAGUGUAACAUACAAGUGAAACACAGACUUUCUGCAACAAUAAUCUUGUUAACUCUUUAGUCCAAUCAUUAUAAUGUAUCACCUUUAAUAACGAUUUAUGAAUUAAUUCAGCAAUUUUUUGACAUACAUAAAUAGUACUACUUAUAUUUAACAUAAACUCGUUGAAGCAAGCAAGCAGCCUGAGCUGCAACAAUAUGUCCAUUCAGAUGUGUGAUAAUUGCUGCAUACAUAUCUCCUCACUCCUUACCAAAUUCACAAUCAAUGGUGGAUCAUAUCUAAGACUCUUAGACCAUUUUAAAUAUGACUAUUGUGGAUUCAUUCCACUUCAUAAAUCUUAUUCCUUUUUGUGAAUGAACUUCCCUUUAUCAGAUACUUCAGCUGUAUAAAUAAAAAUGAAUUGGCUUAUGUUUUGGUCAUUCUGUAUAGGAAUAAUCACUAGGUGUUGUAUAUUUUCAUUAAUUUAGUGAUGGGUAUAAAUAAAAGUUGGUAAGAUUA
Messenger RNA from Plutella xylostella (diamondback moth), 1129 nucleotides. RefSeq names its product ubiquitin-like protein NEDD8. Gene Ontology annotation, molecular function: protein-folding chaperone binding. Gene Ontology annotation, cellular component: BAT3 complex. Gene Ontology annotation, biological process: post-translational protein targeting to endoplasmic reticulum membrane; tail-anchored membrane protein insertion into ER membrane. The record is from RefSeq and is a predicted model, not a curated record. Lineage: Eukaryota; Metazoa; Arthropoda; Insecta; Lepidoptera; Plutellidae.